AUGAAGGCGGCAUUAUAUGCAACGCCGAGGAACCGGCAGGCUCCGCAAAGGAGCGGCAAUGCCCCCCAGGCGGCCAAGACGGUGUGGGCAAAGGUGAAGCAUUUGGCCGUCACGUUUCCCAAGUUCGUUGGGCCCGGCUUUAUGAUCUCCGUGGCCUACAUCGACCCUGGAAACUACUCUACAGACAUUGCCGCGGGAGCCUCGUACCGGUACAAGCUCCUCUUCAUCGUCCUCCUCAGUAACCUUUUCGCCAUCCUGCUACAGAGCCUGGCCAUCCAGCUCGGCACUGUGACCGGGCUGGACCUGGCGUCUAUGUGCCGCGUCCACCUGCCACGGUGGCUCAACUGGUUCCUCUACGGGCUGGCUGAGGUGGCCAUUAUCGCGACCGACGUGGCCGAGGUCAUCGGCACCGCCAUUGCGCUCAACCUCUUGAUCCCCAAGCUGCCUCUUGUCUGGGGUUGCGCCCUGUCAAUUGUCGACGUCAUGGCCAUCCUCUUCUUCUACCGGCCCGACGGCGCCAUGAAGGGCCUGCGCCUGUUUGAGGUAUUCGUGUUGCUGCUGGUCUUGGGCGUCGUGGUUUGCUUCUGCAUGCAGCUGUCCCUCAUCAAGGAGACAAGCGUGGGCACAGUCUUCCGCGGGUUCCUGCCCUCGGAUUCCCUUGUCCAGGCCAAGGGGCUGUACCAGGCUUGUGGCAUUCUCGGCGCCACGGUCAUGCCUCACAGUCUCUAUCUCGGGUCGGGCAUCGUGCAACCGCGCCUCAGGGACUACGAUGUUCGCCACGGCCUCAUCCCGCGCGACGUCAUGGACGCGAUGUCGCCGACCCAUGACGACUACGGCAAAGUCGCCUACGUCCCGUCGCACGCGGCCAUCAAGCACUCGCUCAAGUACUCCAUUGCCGAGCUCAGCCUUUCGCUGUUCACCUUUGCUCUCUUUGUCAACUCAGCCAUCCUCAUCGUCGCCGGCUCGUCGCUGUAUAACCUGCCCGAUGCCGUCGACGCCGACAUCUUCAAGAUCCACGACCUAUUGUCACGGAGCAUCUCACCCGGGGCGGGCACCAUCUUCGCGCUGGCGCUGCUGCUCUCGGGCGUCUCGGCCGGCAUCGUAUGCACCAUUGCAGGCCAGAUGGUCAGCGAGGGUGCGCUACGGUGGAAGGUCAAGCCGUGGCUGCGGCGGCUCAUGACGCGCUCCAUCAGUAUCACGCCGUCCAUCAUCGUCGCGGGGACCGUGGGGCGCGCCGGCCUCAACACGGCGCUUAAUGCGUCACAGAUUGUGCUCAGCAUCGUCCUGCCGUUUGUCUCAUUCCCGCUCAUCUACUUUACCAGCCGCCGCCAGUUCAUGACGGCGCAGCCGCGCAUGGUGCGGCACAUGCACACCGGCGACACCGAGGAGCGGCCGAUCGCGGACGGCGAUGCCAGCCAGAGCAUUGACAUGUCCAGCUCGUGGUGGCUGGUUGUCGUUGCGGCAGUGGUAUGGUUAAUCAUUGCCGUCAUGAACGUGGUUAACCUUGUCUUGCUGGGGCUAGGCAAGUCGUAA
Molecule: messenger RNA, 1533 nt
Organism: Hirsutella rhossiliensis
Lineage: Eukaryota; Fungi; Ascomycota; Sordariomycetes; Hypocreales; Ophiocordycipitaceae
Product: natural resistance-associated macrophage protein
Exons: 3
Coding region: 1-1533 (510 amino acids)
Biological process (GO): iron ion transport; intracellular manganese ion homeostasis
Cellular component (GO): membrane
Molecular function (GO): cadmium ion transmembrane transporter activity; manganese ion transmembrane transporter activity
Source: RefSeq, a predicted model, not a curated record